UGGACCCGGUCACUAUCAGGCUUGGUGAAGAAACAUACGGAUUUUGAGGUACUUACUUUCCGUCUUUGGCAACUGUUAUUACUCAGACAAGAGAACUCUUCUGAGAAACAACUCUCACACACAUUUGGACCCUUUACUAUUGUUUGUUGGUAGCCACCGGGAUUUCAGAGAAGGAUGUAAGACUGUUUCGCAGGUUUGCUGUAUUCGAGUUGUAAAAAAAGUCCCGAGGAAGUUACGGGUGCACCGGACCGUCAACCAGGUAGCGCAAUAGGAACUUACGGGUGGAAAAGGCAUUUGCAACGGCGUCAGUGUUGAGUGUCGUCUCGGUCGGAGUGUAGAGCAAGGACGGAGGAAACCCAGGACGGAGUUUCAUUCGAGAUUCUGGUCAGUAGACUAGACUAGAGAAAGGACAAUUUCAGCAAGCAUGGCCAGGUUUUAUAUGAGUGUUCUCGCUUGGAUGUUUUUGGUUUCGACAGUCGUUGGAGAAAGGACUUUUCCAGGAAAAUGCGGUAUGUCGCACGCCUGUUCGCAGAUUUGUAAGAACCUAAUGGGAAUGGAGCGCUACCGGUGCGCAUGUGAAUCCGGCCACAUACUGGCUGCUAAUGGCUUCCUAUGCAUGAAUGAAGAAACACUCGAUGAUGAGAUCGACAUAGAUACGAUUCCCAAAGAUCCCGAAACCCCGAUCCCUGACUUGGAGGAUGAAGUCAAGGACGAUCCUCAGGGGAGCGGAGCUCCUGAAGGUAGCGGGGACCAGGAGGAGAGUGGGAGCGGUGAUGAGGAAGAAGGCGGUAGUGGGGAUGGAGUUACCGAAAUGGGGACGACGAUGUCUUGCGAGGAGUACGAUUGCGUCAAUGGAGGGAGCUGUUACAUGGAUGAGAUGAUGAGUAAACCAAUGUGCCACUGUCCUCUUGGAUUUGAAGGACAGAUGUGUGAAUCAGCCGUUUUCGUCAAGUUCCCAAGUUUCCAGAGCCACUCCUUCAUGGAGUUCCCCACCCCCUUUGGACUCUACAGAACAUUCCAGAUCAGUAUAGACUUCAAGCCAGAGACGCUAGAUGGUCUGCUUCUAUUCUGUGGGGACCAGGACAGCACUUCGGGUGAUUAUUUCUCCAUUGGUCUUGUCCAAGGGAGGAUGGUUUUAAGGUAUGAACUUGGUGGGACUAGUCCGGCCAUUAUUACAAGUAACUUGGUGGUAUCCCUUGGUAAAUGGCACACAGUCACCGUCAAUAGAGAUAACUGGAACGGCUGGAUCCAAGUCGAUGAGGAGCAACCUGUUAAGGGAAAGUCAAAGGGGUUGUACUCUAAGCUUACACUGCGUAGCCCAUUGUACCUCGGCGGUCACAGUAACUAUACAGCACUGGACGACAUUGGCAUCAAUGUGGGAUUCUCAGGAUGCGUAGAAAGACUGGUCAUCAAUAACGUGGACCAAGAUAUGAGGCAGGAACCAAGAGGGUUCGCUGUCGCUGGAAUCGAUGUGGGUGAAUGCAGCAGUGGUCUCUGUGACGAGGGAAUGUGCAGUAACGGAGGGUCCUGUGUCGCCCAGUCCGCUAGCCGCUACCUGUGUCUUUGCCCAUUAGGGACGGCCGGACCCACAUGCGAGAAAGAUGUACUUCUCCACAUCCCAUCUUUCAACGGAACCUCUCACCUCGUCCAUCAGAGUCUCGGUAAGAACCACCUGUCCUUCCUGGAGAUUGAAGUUGUAUUCCGACCCCAUGAGCUAACAGGUGUGCUCCUCUACAGCGGACAGAAAUUGGACCGCUCAGGAGAUUUCGUCUCGUUAGGCAUGUCUGAUGGCCAUGUUGAAUUCAGAUUUGAUUGCGGAUCGGGGCCAGCUGUGCUAAGAACCUCAGAGCCAAUAGCCCUCAACAAGUGGCACAUUGCUGUAGCCUCGCGUACAGCUCGUGACGGCACCCUGCAGGUCGACAAACGAAAGGUCAUCGAAGGGAUGGCAGAGGGCGCCUUCACACAGUUGACCUUUGCCGGUGACCUCUUCAUCGGUGGUGUGGAAGACCAGGCACACAUCUCGCACAAGGCAGACAUUGGAACAUCAUUUGUUGGAGAUAUUCAGAAGGUGAUCAUUAACGACAAACCUCUGGAUCUGAUUGAUGAAGCUUUGCGAGGAGCCAACGUGAUGAACGCUGAUCACCCCUGCGUGGGUUUCCCAUGUCAGAACCGGGGAGAAUGCGCAGCGCAGCAUUCUACGUAUUCUUGCCAGUGUCCCCUGUGGUUUGAGGGCAUCAAUUGCGAACAAGAGAUAGAAGGAGAGGUGAAGGUACCUUCAUUUCAAGGUAGUAGCUACCUCAGGUUUACCAGUGACUGGGCCAUGAGAAGAGUUGGGGGAACUGACAACAGCAUCCAGCUUGAGUUCCGAACAUGGAGCUCCGAUGGUCUGAUGUUCUGGGCGGGACGUGAUGUCAUGAAACCUACCAGUGAUUUCAUGUCACUGGGACUCGAUAACGGCAUGCUCAAAUGGAGUUUUAACUUGGGCAGUGGUGCUGUGUCAGUACUAACCAAUAAGACAUUUAAUGAUGGUGACUGGCAUAAGGUGAUCAUCCAGAGAAACAAAGCAUCAGGAACUAUUGUGGUCGAUAAAGGAGAGGGCCAUAUGGCUUCAGCGCCGGGAGCAAUGAAAAGCCUCGAUAUUAACAACGGCAUUUUUCUAGGUGGAAUGAAAGAUAUUGCGGAGUUGUCUUUCGAACGAUACACCGUUGGUUUCCUCGGCUGCAUACGUAACGUUUUCCUUGAAGGCGAAACGCUUGAUUUAUACCAACAACCUUCCGAAGGACGUAAUGUUAAUCACUGCGCUUAAAAUUAUCAACUUUGGUCGCCCAUUUUCUGUCAAGUUUUCUCUCAUAUUAAUGUACUCUUUUCAAUUUUUUUUUUUUGUGAGUGUUUUUUAUUUUUGUCUUUUUUUGUUAUUCAAUGAGUAAAAGCCUAGUUCAUACUCCGUGCAAAUGUGACGCGAAUUUUGACAUCACAAAUUUGCAACAGUUGAACUGUGCCGUCAAAAUUCGCAAGAAGUCUGAACUGGGCAUUAGUGUUAUCACACAUUUGGAGGAUUUCUUGUCUGCCUGUGACAUACAAUAAUGGUGCAAGUCGAAUAUGAGUGUUUUACUCAUAAACAUUGUAUUUAGUAACAAACACGUUUUUAUAUAUAAACAAAAACAUCUUUCUUACUAGCUAUAUUAAUUAGUGUUGGACACUUUCGUAAUGUUGGAUUGAAUACCUAUGAUCUCAUAGAUCGUUAAAGAAGUGUUCAAAUCCUAUAUGAGUAUUUUUUUAUUAAGAUUAAGAAGUGUUUAAAGAGUUUUUGUGUUUUGGGCAUAUUAAAGUUUUUUUUAUUUUUUUUUUAUGCUAAAAAACCCACUCAAAUAAAAUGAAAAUUUUAUAGACCUUGCAUUAACAUCAUCCAGCUGCCAUUUUAGAGGUAGCCAAUGAAAUCGCACAAAUACGCAUGAUGUACAUGAUUGGCCAAUGAACAACCUCCAUUUGACCUCUAGGUGAGGGCGCCCUACUUAAAUACCAUCAUGCAUACAAGGUGUAGAAAGAAUGUAUAAAGUCCUAGUAUUUGGAAAGCCAAAGUUUACAGUAGAUUUGAUCCUACAUUUUUUCAUAAAUCACACAACUCUGUAAAUUUUUCGGUCAAACCUUCUAAAUAGUGCCCUCGCUUGAUAAGACACAACAGUACUUUAACCACGC
Asterias rubens (European starfish) is the source of this 3696-nucleotide messenger RNA. Its product is annotated as pikachurin-like. The transcript has 14 exons. Bases 425 to 2806 code for a protein of 793 amino acids. Gene Ontology annotation, molecular function: calcium ion binding. Lineage: Eukaryota; Metazoa; Echinodermata; Asteroidea; Forcipulatida; Asteriidae. The record is from RefSeq and is a predicted model, not a curated record.